This is a messenger RNA of Hirundo rustica (Barn swallow), 4584 nucleotides long. It is a transcript of the gene CFAP43, whose product is annotated as cilia and flagella associated protein 43. Bases 1 to 4524 code for a protein of 1507 amino acids. The transcript has 36 exons. The record is from RefSeq and is a predicted model, not a curated record. Lineage: Eukaryota; Metazoa; Chordata; Aves; Passeriformes; Hirundinidae. Gene Ontology annotation, biological process: sperm axoneme assembly; cilium assembly. Gene Ontology annotation, molecular function: protein binding. Gene Ontology annotation, cellular component: axoneme.
AUGGCGGGCGCCAUUGCUGUUGCCAGGGUGUGCGGGUCCCGCGGCGGCGGCGAUGGCGGCGGGGCCGGGCACGGAGGGGCCGGGCACGGAGGGGCCGCUGGAAGCAGGGUCAUCCCGGAGCAUGGCGCGUGGGAUUACAUCCAGACGGUUCUGGAAGUGCUCCAUUGGGUUCAGGGAUUCUCAAACAAGAACUUGGCCUUUGUCAACAAUCAAACUGUCUGCUACCCAUGUGGUAAUUACAUCCUCUUCCUGGACAUCAAAACAAAGAAGACAAGAGCAGUGCAGUGUCAGACUGGCCAGGUGGGAGCCUUUGCAGCAAAUGCCAACCGUCGAGUGGUGGCCUUUUCUGACCGGAAGCUGAACCCCGUCAUACACAUCUACACCUUUCCAGAACUGAGUAAACUGACAGAAUUAAAAGAGUUCGUGCAGAAAAUAACAGAUGUGGUGUCCUAUGUUCGUAGAGAAGUGCAGAAAAAGAAAGGUGGCAAACCAAGCAAUCUGGAAAACCCAGUUUUACUUGCCAUGGCAUUUUGUAAUGAGGGGCUGUAUGCAGCUGGACGUGAGGGCGUUUUAAUCUUUUAUCACAUCAAAGGUCUGCAAUAUGAGAUAAAAAUCUGUGCUGAUAUCUCACAGCCCAUAUCCAGCCUCAUAUUUUCUCCUGAUUACACCAGUCUGCUGCUUGUCACUGACCAGGGGACAGUCUAUAGUUACAGACCUGCCCAUAGUGGAGAAGCUGUCAAACUCUUGGACACAUCCAGCAGUUGUUUUCUGGCAGCUGAUUUCCUUACUCCAGGGAACAACUACUGUGUGUCUGUAACAAUUUCAGGUGAAGUGCAAGUUUGGUCCUUGGAAGAUGGAACUUUCCUCAGCAAGCUAAGCCUUGGUAUUGAGGCAACUUCUAUGGCUUGCUGUCCCUCCUCCAACAGUGUUGCUGUAGGGACCCAAAUAGGUCAAAUCUAUUUCCUUGAUGUUACCAAAGCUGAAGCUCCACGGGUUGUUCACAGAACUUUUCUUUCCAAACUUCCAGUGCUAUCUUUGCAUUAUGAUCAGAGUGGCCAGUUCCUCAUUGCAAGAGCUACUGAAGGACACAUCUUUAUUCUAGAUGCUCGUCCAUCAAAAUUAUUCCAAGUUCUGGGAUAUAUAGUACUGGCAGAUGAAGUGCUCCAUCUUUCUGUACUUUCUCACCUAAAGAAUGACCAAGUUGAAGUGAUGGUACUUCUUAAUCUAGCAGAGGUCCAACAAGCAAGACUGGAAAUUUUUCAUCUGUCUUCAGCAAUCAUAACAGAUAACGAUAAGUAUGUGAAUGAACAAGGAAUGUUUAAAGCUAGUGACCUGAAAAAGGAGCAAUAUGAUCUGGAUUGCCCUUUGAGCUCAGCAGUCAGACUGAAGGAUAACAUUGUGUAUGGCUACUGCACCUGUGCACCUUUCAUCUGUAAAUACCACUUCUCUGAAGAGAAUAAGCUGGAAAAUCCAUCAGUAUUUUUAUCAGAAAAGAAGAUUCCUAGCAAACAGUUUGGAUCAGGUUUGCUCUGUUUAUCACCCAACAGCCAGUGGCUGGCAGCAGCAGCCAAGGAUGGUGUUUUGUUUAUCUACAAUACUUCUACUCUGGAUGUACUUGCUCAAAAACACUGUCAGUCAUAUCAAGGAGGGGGAAUCAGAUCCAUGGCAUUCUCCCUGGAUGGCAAUUUCAUCCUGGUUAACGGUGAAAAUGAUUGUGCCCUGGUGUGUCUGAAGUGGAAGGAAAUAAAGGAAACUGAAGUUGAGGAAGCUGCUCUUUACUGGCAAUCUCUACGUGAUAUACUGAACAAGUCUACUUCAAAUGAAAAUUCUGUUCUAAAAUCUAUGGCAGAAUGGAAGUUUGACGCAGAAUCUACAUCAAAAUCACUUCCAGUGACAGAAGAAGAUGGAAGCAUCACAAAUACCGAUGACUUGACAUGGAUAGGCCAGAGAACACAGAAGGUUAUGAGAGAAGAGACUCGGAGGUUUGCUUACCAGAAGGAAGAGGUGCAAAUGGGAAUUAAAAAGCUGCGUGAAACUAUUCAGAAAAUGAUGCAUGAAAAUGAGCAGGUGCCAGACAUUGAGAAACUCGAGCUCUGGGAGUUCAACCUGGACUUAGAAGAACAGAAACAAGUGCAAGCGGAGGUUGAAGAAGACGUGGCCAGGGCAAGGAAGAAGGUUGAGAUGGAGACUUUAUCCUACUGCUAUUUGCAGGAUUUAAUCAAAUAUGAUUGCUGGGAUGUCAUGUGUGUAAAAGAGCGUGCAGUUAAGUGCUUCCAUAUCAAUUGUCAAGUGAGUAAUUAUCCACUGAAGGAACGUAGUAAAGAAGAGCUGGAAACUUUGAAGAAAGUUCUCCAGUUAAAGAAGACCGAGACAGCUAAUCUUAAGGCUCAGAAGAAAAAUCUUGAGGCUGACUCUGAGACAGCUUUAUCUGAGGAAGAAGAAGAGAAAGCAGCAGAAAUGGCUGAUGGUGCAUCUCACUGGCUAAAUGGAAGCCUGAGCUCUCAGUAUGGUGGGGACACAUCCAUCCUAUACCACCAAUGUGACUUGCACACCAAGGAGCAGAAGCUCAAUCAGAUAAUAUUAUUGAAGGAAAUAAUUUACAAAGUGAAAACUGCUUUUAAUGAGGAAUUUGACAUAGUUGUACAACAAAAGGAGCAGGAGAUAGCCCGAGUGAAAGAAAGAAACCUGAAGAUCCGAGAAAUCUUGGAACAGCUUGAACUUCAAGUGGAAGUGUGGGAGCCUGUCCUUACAGAUGACGAGAUGCCAGAGCGAGCGCUCACUGUUCAGGAUUCAGAGAUUAAAGCUGAGAAAUACAUGACUCGAGAGGAGACAGAGCAAGCAGAAAUGCUGGCUAGGCUUGAAAUGGAAAGACGCCUUGCUGCUAUGGAUGAUGAAAGACCACGUGCUCUUGAUGACAUGAUGGGUGGAGUGUUAGAAAUCAGGAAGGAAGACAUUUUGAAAAUGGAUAUUCCUCCACCUUCUUUUAUAUCUAGAUCGGAGGAUCUUUGGACUGAAGAAGAAAAGAAAAUAUUUGAAGAAUAUGAGAAAAAAGUCAAGGAGCUGAAUGAAGAAAAAGAAGAGUAUAGACAGUUUCUGAGAAAUGAAUGGAACAAACUUGAAACUUCCAUCAAGGAAACAACAAAAAAUUUUGAUGAGAUUGUCUGCAAACUCUCUGAAAAGAAACUGAAAUUAGAGAUGGUCAUCUACCAGGAAGAACUCAAAAUAGUCAAUCUCAUUUAUGCUUUACUGUUGGAUGAAGAGUUGGACACCAGAGAAGCUGGACUUCAUAAAUUCCUCAUGAAAAAAAAGAAAGAAAAAGUCAAGGGUGCAAGAAAAAUGCUGACUGCAAAAUACAGUGUUGAGGCUUACACAGGCCCCUACAAAGACGCAUUACACGAAGAGAAGAGCCUGGAGCAUGGUUUUAUAAAGCAGUUUGCUGAUGUACCUCAUGAUCUCCUUGAGGAACUUUUACAUCUUUACAGACAUCGACCAGAGACCCCAAGGACAGAAACCCUCCUUGACACAGCUGACCCCUAUGUGAAGGGAUCACCUGAGGAUUACCAAGAUGCACUUUCCCUUUUAAUGAAAGCCAUGGAUGAACUGGAUAGUCCUGAGCACAUGCCUAGUGGCUUAGACCCGUCUGUGUGGGAACGUUUUUGUCUGGCUAGACGAAGUAAAAUGGAGAGUGAGGAGCUGGUGAAAUGGAAGGCCCUAGCACUGACAGACAAGCAGGCCUGUCUCCAGAGAAGAGUGAAUGAAAAUGACAAGAUGAAGUCAGAAUUAGAGAACAUUUUCCAAGAACUCACUUGGCUGAAGGAGGAGAAGAUGAAGCUUCAGCAGAAUGUGACUGUCCAGUUUUUGCUAAAACAAGGACAGGUGGAAUUGGAAAGUACUCAGAUCCCAGACUACAGUGAUGCUGUUCUCAUUGAUAGGAGUGUUGUUGAAGAACUGAAUUGCGCUCUUGCGGCUCAAGGAGAAAAAAAAAUUACUGCCAUGGUAGAAUCUAAAGACUUCUCUAAAGGGAUAAUACAGCUGGAAUGGGAACACAAGAAAAUGAAAAUGCAGAUACAAGAUCUGAAAGAGAAGGCUCGGGAUAUUGUAAUACUACCUAUUUCAAAAGAUUGCCAGCUAUUCCUAAGUGUGAACAACUACGACACCCACAUUGCUCAGCACUUAGCAGGGAUGGAGCAGAGCCUUGGUGUCAUGGAUAAGAUGCACAAGAAGAAUGUGAAAAAACAUCAGAAAAAAGUCAGAGAGCUGAAGAAGUGCAUCCAUCUAAAAGAGCAAGCGAACUACGAGCUCAGCCUGCAGCUGAAGGAAAUGCUUGUCUCUGUGUCAGAAAGGAUGCACAUCUUUGAGGCAGCUGACACACGGGAUAUUUCUAAAAAGAUCACAAGGCAGCGUUACCAAGAGAUUGUGAAGCAGAAAUAUCUACGGAUCCUUAUAAGGGAACAGGAAAAGCAGCUUGCAAUUCUUCGGUCAGAAGCUGAAAGCUGGAAACCAAGGACACUCCAUAUUACUUAAAAAUCAAGAGUCUAGGUAGAUGAAUAAUACCGUGGUCUUAUCUAAGGAAAAGAGUUUUGU